AAUAAUAAUUCGUUGCCUCCCGAAGCUUUUCGUGCCCAUUUCGAGAUUCCGCCCCCUUCGAUUUUACCCCAAAUCGCCUCGAAACCCUAGAUCUCAGCCUCCUCCUCCUCCAAGGUUUUUUUUUUUUUUUUUGGGGUUAGGUUUUGAUUUGAUUCCAUGGAUUCGGCUUCGUCGAGCCAACCCGAGUUCGAUUACUUGUUCAAGCUGCUUCUGAUCGGGGACUCUGGGGUUGGGAAGAGUAGUCUCCUCCUACGGUUCACCUCGGACUCCUUCGAGGACCUUUCUCCUACGAUCGGUGUGGAUUUCAAGGUAAAAAUGGUUAAUAUUGGUGGAAAGAAAUUGAAGCUUGCAAUUUGGGAUACAGCGGGUCAGGAGCGGUUUAGAACUUUGACGAGCUCAUACUACCGAGGAGCUCAGGGGAUUAUAAUGGUUUAUGACGUAACACGGAGGGACACAUUUACCAAUCUCUCUGACGUCUGGGCCAAGGAGAUCGACCUUUAUUCAACUAAUCAAGACUGCAUAAAGAUGCUGGUUGGCAACAAAGUUGACAAGGAAAGUGAAAGAGUUGUUACGAAGAAAGAGGGCAUUGAUUUUGCUAGGGAAUAUGGUUGCCUGUUUCUAGAAUGCAGCGCAAAAACAAGAGUAAAUGUUGAGCAAUGCUUUGAGGAGCUCGUCUUGAAGAUCUUGGAGACACCAAGCCUUUUGGCCGAGGGUUCGUCGGGCAUCAAGAAGAACAUCUUUAAGCAGAAGCCGCCAGAAGCUGAUGCUUCCACAAGCAGCUGUUGCUAACCUGACUUCUCUUGUGCGCGGUGAUACAAAAAAAGAUUCAUGGUUUGAGGUGAUUUCUUUGUUAUUUCUUCUCAUGUAUAGUACAUUCUCUAAAGAUAUGCUCUCUCUUACUGUUAUAUACUUUUCAUACAUUUUUCUUGUCACAGUUGCUUCGUUUUAUUAUACGUGCAGUUUUACGGUUUAGUAUUUACUCAUUUUAUAAGAAAAUAAUGCAUCCUAUAAAGUUGUUUGUUGAUUUGUUCCAGUGCUCAAUAAUCCUGUAUAAAUGUGGAUAUACAGAUAUACUUGGUGGCAUCUUAAGUAAGCAAAAAAAUCGAGUUCUGUUUG
This is a messenger RNA of Ananas comosus (pineapple), 1116 nucleotides long. RefSeq names its product ras-related protein RABC1. Gene Ontology annotation, molecular function: GTPase activity; GTP binding. The record is from RefSeq and is a predicted model, not a curated record. NCBI's taxonomy places the organism in Eukaryota, Viridiplantae, Streptophyta, Magnoliopsida, Poales, Bromeliaceae. The transcript is spliced from 7 exons. The coding region runs from base 157 to 789 and encodes 210 amino acids.